UCGCUUCUCAAUACUUAAAAAUUGUAAAAAUUAUCAUAGUAAUUCUUCUUAAACUAUUAUAUUCUAUUAUGGAUUAUGAGUUAUUGCACAACUAUCCAUUGAUGUUGGAUAUAUUGUGUGAGCCGCAGAGCAUUAGUCCUGCGCACUCGGAUGUGUCCAACGGCAGCGAAUCGGGCAAGCCACGACAAGAAGUAAAUGCACGGGAGCGUAGCCGUACACAAAGGUUUGUUAAUUCCGCCUUUACAACGCUGCGCAGCUUGAUACCGACCGAACCGGGUGAUCGUAAAUUAUCAAAGAUCGAAAUAUUGCGACUGGCUAAGAGUUACAUAGCGCAUCUAGAUGCCGUUAUAAUGACGGGCAAUAGCGACAGACCGUGUGCAAAUUAUACCAGUCAACAUCGAUGCGAAAGUAUGAUGUCCAGCGACAAACCCAGAUCAACUAUUUGCACAUUUUGCGCAACUUUAAGCACAAACAAAAGUUAGUCGAAGCAGCAGAUAUUUUAAAGGGCACAUAUGGAAGAAAAUGUGUAUAAGUGUACAUGCUUACAUUAAAAAUAUUGCUCAUAUAUCACACAUUUAAUAUAUAUGUACCUACAUAUAUAGAUAUGAGCUUAUUUUUAAUAUAUUUUUUAUUAUAAUCAAUAAAAGAAUAGUACUAAAGUGGCUCUUCAAUAUCUGUCAAAUUAAAAUAAAUAAAUAAAGCGAACAAGGCAGAAAGGGGAUAACAAAUAUUU
This is a messenger RNA of Bactrocera latifrons, 733 nucleotides long. RefSeq names its product transcription factor 15. Gene Ontology annotation, biological process: developmental process; regulation of transcription by RNA polymerase II. The transcript is spliced from 3 exons. The coding region runs from base 69 to 482 and encodes 137 amino acids. The record is from RefSeq and is a predicted model, not a curated record. Gene Ontology annotation, molecular function: protein dimerization activity; DNA-binding transcription factor activity, RNA polymerase II-specific; RNA polymerase II transcription regulatory region sequence-specific DNA binding. NCBI's taxonomy places the organism in Eukaryota, Metazoa, Arthropoda, Insecta, Diptera, Tephritidae.